UGCACGUGUCUCCUUGCACAGAUUGAGUACUUUCUGCGUAAACUGACUGAGGCGAUGGGGGGCAGUUGGGUGGAGGAGCGUUUUGAGGACUACAAGCUGCAGCUGAACUCGAAGCAGCAGAGUCUGAAUGCCUGGGAGCUCAUCCGCCUGGUGGGCUCGGGCCACUUCAGUAAGGGCAUGGACCGCCAGACGCUCUCCAUGGGCAUCAACGAGGUCUACCAGGAGCUCAUCAUGGAUGUGCUCAAACAGGGCUACAUGAUGAAGAAAGGUCACAAGAGGAAGAACUGGACGGAGCGCUGGUUCAUGCUGAAGCCAAACUCCAUCUCCUACUAUGUCGGCGAGGACCUGGCAGAAAAGAAAGGAGAUAUCUUACUGGAUGGAAACUGCAGUGUGGAGCCUCUACAAGAUAAAGAAGGAAAGAAGUGUCUCUUCCUCAUCAAGUCGUCACAUAAAAGCUUUGAAAUCAGUGCGUCGGACAAGAAGAAGAAGCAGGAGUGGAUCCAGG
This is a messenger RNA of Plectropomus leopardus (leopard coralgrouper), 505 nucleotides long. The record is from RefSeq and is a predicted model, not a curated record. Lineage: Eukaryota; Metazoa; Chordata; Actinopteri; Perciformes; Serranidae.